Messenger RNA from Trichoderma aggressivum f. europaeum, 909 nucleotides. RefSeq lists its product as uncharacterized. NCBI's taxonomy places the organism in Eukaryota, Fungi, Ascomycota, Sordariomycetes, Hypocreales, Hypocreaceae. The record is from RefSeq and is a predicted model, not a curated record. The coding region runs from base 1 to 909 and encodes 302 amino acids. The transcript has a single exon.
AUGCCUGGGAUACAAGAAUCGUUUGCAGAGUAUCUCAAAAAUAAUCCGAAUAAAAAGCGUAUCCCUGCCAUUGAGAAGCGGAAUCUGGUCAGAUGGCUCAGUGAUCCGAAUGCCAAGCCCACCUGUCAGAAGGAUUACAGCCGACGCAACUACGCUCACAAGACCUACCGAUGGGACGCAACUCGUCAGAAACUCCUGGCCAAGGCUCGGAAUGGCAAGGAGAGUGACAGAAUUGUCAUCACAGUGGAGGAAAUUCUCCGAACUGUGGAGGCGGUGCACAUCAAAGACCACCUGGGGUGGGAUGCAACAUGGAGACGAGUCAGCAAGAAAUACUGCGGAAUCGUUCGACAAGACGUUAUAUGGCUCAUCGUGAGAUGUGGCAUGUGCAAGGUCGACCCUCGCAAGAAAUCAAGGGGCAGCCAUGCGAAUCAGGCCCAGGCCCAGGCCACGACCACGACCACGACCACGACCACGACCACGGCUCCUCCUGUUCUGCCACCCACGAUAACACCCCCUGCAGAUGGGCUCGAGUACAACAGCAACAAUGAUGCCACCCUUCAGGCGCAAAGUUAUCAGGACAUCUUCCAGGACGUCACUGUGGACGCCUAUCAGAACCCCUAUCUGGGUGUCUUCCCAGACGACUAUCCAGACAUCUUCCAAGAUGGUCUGAUGGAUAUCUACCCAGAAAUCCCAGAAGUCUGCCCGGAGAACUUUCCAGACGUAUCUCAGAGUGGCUUUCAGGAUCCGUUUCUGCAGGACUAUCAGGAUGGUGGGUGGCAAGGGGACCUGGUGAACAUCGAUCCCUCGCUGCUCAUGCUCGACCAGACACUCUUCCCCAACUAUGGGCAGGGUGAGUCCUCGGGCACCAACAGCUACACUUACGGUGAUGGCAACGAUCCCGGUCAAUAA